Molecule: messenger RNA, 2287 nt
Organism: Megalobrama amblycephala (Wuchang bream)
Lineage: Eukaryota; Metazoa; Chordata; Actinopteri; Cypriniformes; Xenocyprididae
Product: collagenase 3-like
Exons: 9
Coding region: 80-1303 (407 amino acids)
Biological process (GO): proteolysis; collagen catabolic process; extracellular matrix organization
Cellular component (GO): extracellular matrix
Molecular function (GO): zinc ion binding; metalloendopeptidase activity
Source: RefSeq, a predicted model, not a curated record
UAUUCUUUAGAAUUACUUGAUUAGAUACUACAAUCUGGAAUAUAAUCCUCCUAAUCCUUCAGCCCUAAAACCGGAUCCAAUGCCCGAGAAAUUGAAAGAGAUGCAAAAGUUUUUUGGGCUCAAGGUCACUGGAACGCUGGACAAAAAAACAUUGGACGUGAUGAAGAAGCCCCGCUGUGGAGUUCCAGAUGUUGCUGCGUACUCCACGUUUGGAGGCGGAUCCAAAUGGCAGACCAACAUGCUCACUUACAGGAUUGUGAACUACACUCCUGACAUGUCAGUAGCUGAAGUAGAUGACUCCAUUGAGAAAGCCCUGCAGGUCUGGGCAGGUCAAAUCACUCCUCUGAGAUUCACCCGUAUGUACAGUGGCACAGCUGACAUCAUGAUCCUCUUUGCUAAAAAAUAUCAUGGUGAUAUUUUCCCAUUUGAUGGACCAAAUGGUGUUUUGGCUCAUGCUUUUGCUCCCGGCUCUGGAAUUGGUGGAGAUGCACAUUUCGAUGAUGAUGAGUUUUUCACUUUCCGCUCACAAAGGGGUUUUGUCUUGUUUUUGGUGGCUGCCCAUGAAUUUGGUCACUCUUUGGGUCUUACUCAUUCCAAUGUUCCUGGCGCUCUGAUGUUUCCCACUUACAGCUUCACUGAUCCGGAUCAAUUCUCUCUGCAUGAUGAUGACAUUAGAGGGAUUCAAUCGCUCUAUGGAGCCCCUGUCCAACCUGAUCCAGAAUCACCAAUAACUCCUAGCUAUUGUAAUCUGAUCUUGGAUGCAGUUACAACUUUUAGGGGAGAAACAAUGUUCUUCAAGGACAACAUUGUCUGGCAUCGUUCUCCGAGCGGAAGUGUGGCACAACAUCUAAUCAAGAAUUUGUGGCCCAACGCCCCGGAUAAUGUAGAUGCUGUUUACGAGCAUCCAGUGGAAAAACUUUACCUAUUCAAAGGUAAACAAGUCUGGGCUUUUAAUGGAAACAGUCUUGAGCUGGGCUAUCCCAAGACUCUCAGCAGCUUUGGUCUGCCACCAUCUGUGACAAAAGUUAGUGCUGUCGUCCACAACAAAAUCUCAGGAAAAACACUGUUCUUCUUUGACAUAUAUUACUAUAGCUAUAAUGAGAAGAUGAAGAAGAUGGACAGAGGGUAUCCCAAACGACUGGAAGAUGGAUUUCGAGGGGUGACUGGAGUGGUAACAGCAGCCCAUCUGUCUAACAAUAACAUUUAUCUCUUCAGUGGGACAAAGGUGUUUGAGUUCAGCAGCAGCAGGAAGCUCCUCCGUGUGCUGAAUAAUAAUUACUUCCUGUCCUGUUACGGAGUGUAACUACAGUACUUACUUAAAUGCAUGUGCAUAGGAAACGUAAAUUAAAAUGAAUUAAUUGCUCAUUGUAUUUUUGCAGUCUGCUGAUCAAAAUUGUCACUGGACUUCUAUUUUACUACUGUUAACAUUUUAAAAGAAAGUGUAUUUAUUAGUGCUGUCAAGAUUAGCGUGUUAAUGCAUGCGAUUCAUUUUUUCAGUUUAACGUGUUAAACAUAUUUAACGCAGUUAACACAGCAUCCAUUUUAAUGUCAUAUUUUAGGUAGCGUUACAUUAUAUGAUCAUGCUCUUAUUCAUGCUUUUAAACCAUUCAAGCACUACAUUAAAAACGAGAACGCAUUGUCUGUGAUAUGGAAGGCCAAACGGUUCAAAAACACAUGAAUUUUAAAACGUCAACAACAUGUAAAAUAGACUUCACACGUGUUUAAUGCGUAUUUCAUACGAUAAAUACGCACUGUUUGCGCGUGUUAAAUAGUCUUGAAAUACACAUCAAUGUUGUUGACGUGAAAAAUCAUGUGUUUUUGAACUGUUUGGCCUUCCAUACUGUGAACGUAAUGUCUGUGUGACACACACACGGCUCGUGUGCACAGAAAGAUGAGUGCCAGUAUCAAGUUCUCUUUUUUGCUUGAACAAACAAUAACACACAGAAUUAUGCCAAAAUGCCCAUUUUGUUGAGUAUCCUCAAUAAGCGCAGUCUUAAAUGAGUAAAUAAUGUCUUAAAAGACCUUAAAGCGUGAGAAAAUAAGAUGCGCGUCAUGUUCGGCAGCGACAGGUCUUAAAGUGACAGCAGCCUAAUAAAUCGGUUGCUGUGAUGUCUGUCAUUAAUGUUAAUUAAAGAACAAAGGUAACAGAAAAUUGUAGCUUUAAUAAGGAUUAAUCUAUAUUUCAUUUAUUAUUUAUGCAGUGAAGACUGUAAAGUGUUUGAUAAAAAUUCAAUUUCUGCAUAUUUCCUAUCUGUUAGACACAUAUGUGUUUUAUUAUACACAUUUA